GACUAACUUAAGUGUCUUCUAGAAGGAUUCAUGAUAAACUUCACAGAGUCUGUUUCCCCUUUUUGUUGUUUUAAUCCAGUACCAGAGGACUCACCAUGUGCCUAAAAGGAUUUAUGAGUAACCAUGUCAACAUGACACUUCUGAAGACCUGUGUCAUCCUUCUCCUUCUGACUGUGUUGUUCUUUGUACUAAGAAACAUGGACCUGCUGCAGCUAAAUUAUGAAGAAAACUUUGGCAUCGUCCUCAAGAAAGUGACCUCUGCUCCUCGCACUGUUGCUCACACUGCUCCUCACACUGACAACUUCUGCACCUUCGAGCCGCUGUCCUUGGCAGAUGCUAAGGAGGAACGCAUGUUAUUAGACUCCAUUGCUUGGCCUGAAACUCCUCCUCUGCCAGCUCCUUUUUUAUUUGACCAGACAAGUGAUCCCGCCCACAGCAUUUUCACCAUUCUCCCAGGGAGGGGUGGAGUAGACCGGCAUGUAGGAGACCAGCUGGAAGUUAUGAUACAAAUAUACGACUUCCAAGGUAACCCCAAGAAGUCUGGAGGAGAUGUCUUACUUGCUCGGUUGCACAACAGGGCUCUUGAAGCAGGUGUGGCUGGACGAGUGGUGGAUCACCUUAAUGGCUCCUACUCUGCUGUAUUCCCUUUACUCUGGGAAGGAAGUGCACAUGUUGAGGUGACGCUUGUCCACUCAAGCGAGGCUGUCACAGUUCUGCACAGGCUGUAUAGAGAACAUCCUGAAAGGGUUCUCUUUAAAAGCCUCUUCCGCUCAGGUUCAAGCUCUGAAACUACCUAUAAUGUAGUGUGUUUAGAAGAUUCUUAA
Messenger RNA from Labrus bergylta (ballan wrasse), 824 nucleotides. The record is from RefSeq and is a predicted model, not a curated record. NCBI's taxonomy places the organism in Eukaryota, Metazoa, Chordata, Actinopteri, Labriformes, Labridae.